CCAUUCUUAAUACCAUUUCUAGUGUGGAGAGAGGCAGGCGCCAGGGAUAAAGUGUGAGAGAAACAGAGAAGUUCUUUUGGCUUAAUACUAGUCAGAGCUCAGAGUUUUAGAGAUUUAUCAUCUUUAUCUACAUUGCUGGUGAUUGGUGAUCUUUUAAAACAAAUCUUGAAUCACUUCUGUUCCACUUUUCUGUAUCGUAAUUAGUUUGCACACCAACGGGGAACACCGAAGAGUAGAGCUGGCUGAGAUUUUUGAAAAAGUAUUUUUGUCUGUUUCACGGACAUUAUUAGUCCUAUUUUUGUCUGAGGUCGGUGUCUUAACGUGAUUUUUAUAUCACCGGAAGCCAUGAGUUCCUUGGUAAUGAACACAGUAGGAGAUGGCAGCGGUGCAGGCUUUGACCUCAUCCAGAACCGGAUCGAGUCACUCAGCAGCAAGAUGGACAAGCUCAUCAACAUUCAAGAAAAGGUCCUCAACCGAUUAGAUGGGAUGUCUCAGGACAUUGACGGCAUUGAAAAGGAUAUGGAGAAUCUGAAGGUUGACAAGGAGGAGAUCCAUCUUCCGCCAAAGAUGGUGAACCAGACCCAGGUCGUGGGGCGAGAGGUGAGGGAGAUAUGCCAAGAGAUGAGCACCAUAAUGUCGGUGGUGAACCAGCGGUCCGAGCAGCAGGCUCAGAAGCUGGAAGGGAUGGAAAAGCUGGUCCUCAGCAUGCAGCAGGUGAUCAGCUUCAUUGGGGAGACGGUGAAGAGUUCCAGGGUUAUGGAGCUGAUUUUCAAAGGCCCUGCGGCUCGGAAGGGCUCCAAACCCAAAGACAAUAAAGGCAAGCAAGCCACAAAGAGAAAAUCAUCUACAGACGCAAUAAACAAGAAGCUUGACAAGAAACCUACCUUUAAUAAAGCCAGUAAAGGGAAUCAAGCGAUAACUCCUGCAUGUGAAUCCAGUUCUCCACAGACUUCUCACAAGAAAAAGCUCCAUGGACCAAAGCAUUUCCUCGCCUCUCGCAAAUGUGGAAAAUUUUUGAAGGACCACAAAGGUAAAGAUGGGACAGAUAAGCCCUCAGUGAGCCCGAAGGGUCUGAAAGCUCAAAAGAAGAUGAAGCCUCCAGACACAACAGAAAAUAUCUCCUCGAAGGAUCAGGUGUUGUUUCUCGAAGAGGUGCAGAAACUCAACAGGGAGAAUGUGGAGAAGUCAGGUCACCAGCUCACCUCUGGAUGUCUGGAUCUGGAGGCCGGAGGGUCCCCUAAAGAUCAACAACCUGACGCCCCUGCAUCCAACUUGCUGGACUACCUGCGUGAAGAUGAGAAACACAAGGUUGUUGAGGCGGUUAGUGAGGAGGGGGUUGUGGCAGAGGCGGCAGUUACAGAGAAGGAAACCAAGCACGAUGUGGAGGAUGUAGUGGAAGAGAAAGAAAAGCUCCCAGAGGAAGAGAGGGGAGAGGUCACUUCUCCAGAUGGAGAAGCCAAAGCCCCAGAGUUGCCUGCUGCCCAAGAGGACGAAAAAGAGCAGACUGCUACAAGCAGUGAUGACCACAAAGAUACCUCCCCAUCUCCAGAGGCUGAGCAGGACCAGAUAUCAGAGGUCAGCAGUACAAAUACCAAGUUCUGUGUGACCAAGGAACACGUUGUAGUGGAGGAGCACACAAAGAUCCAGGAGGAGGAAGAGGAGAAGGAGGAGAAGAAGAAGGAAGACAACGAGGAGGAGGAGGAGAAGCUUGAGUCUGAGGGCUGGGCCGUCUUCAGGGCAGAUGGAACUGAAUUCCAGUUAAACCUAAAACAAAGGGUGGAGAGAGAGAGGAAGGAGAAUGAUGCAGGAAACGAGGCAGAAAAUGAUGAUGAUGAAGAUGCAGAUCGGUUCUUUAUAGACACCUCUCCUCCUCCAGCGGCUCCUUUUAAUCACCGCAUUGUUUCUGCCAAGCCCAACCAGAUCAUCAACUUCUACACCAUCAACUGGCAGGAGGUCCUGGGCGGGGGUCGUUUUGGCCAAGUGCACAAAUGUGUUGAAAACUCCUCUGGUCUCACUUUGGCAGCAAAGGUCAUCAAAGCCAGGGGUGUGAAGGAAAAGGAGGUGGUGAAGAAUGAGAUCCAGGUCAUGAAUAAUCUGGACCAUGCCAGCCUGAUCCAGCUCUAUGCAGCUUAUGAGUCAAGGAAUGACAUCAUCCUUGUACUUGAAUAUGUUGGUGGAGGGGAGCUGUUUGACAGGAUCAUUGAUGAAAACUACACGUUAAUGGAGCUGGACGCUCUCGUGUUCAUCAGGCAGAUUUGUGAAGGCCUGCAGCACAUGCACAAAAUGUACAUCCUACACUUGGACUUAAAGCCAGAAAACAUUCUGUGUGUGAGCAGAAUCACUAAUAAGGUCAAAAUCAUCGACUUUGGUCUCGCUAGGGUAUAUAAACCACGUGAGAAACUGCGAGUGAAUUUUGGCACUCCAGAGUUUCUCGCUCCUGAAGUCAUCAACUACGACUUUGUGUCGUUCAACACAGACAUGUGGAGCCUUGGUGUCAUCGCCUACAUGCUUCUGAGCGGUCUCUGUCCCUUCCUUGGUGAUGAUGACAAUGAGACUCUGAACAACAUCCUGGCCUGUAAGUGGAACUUUGAGGAACGAGAGUUUAUAGAUACGUCUGAAGAAGCCAAAGACUUCAUCUCCAGACUCCUCAUCGUGAAUAAAAGUUGGAGGAUAGGGGCAUCUGAGGCCUUGAAACAUCCUUGGCUAUCUAACCCAAGCCUUCAUCAUCGCCUUCAUACAAAGAAAACGAUGUGCAGAUCACGGCGAUCGUCGUGUGUGCCCAUGACUGAUAGUUAAGGGCUGCAGUGAUGUGAUGGCUACAGCUGUGGCCACUUGGACCAACCCUCCUGUCCAUGUAAAUGACCUGAAUCUUCAGUCCAUGCACCUGUGGCACGGGCUGAAAUUCUGGCUACCCCACAGUCCUUUUCCUCACAUGUGAUCCACUGUUGUUGUGCUUAUAUAAGUAGUAUACAAAAACAAUAUACAGACAAAUUGGAAUUAAAAUGUGGAUAGUCCCUGUCUUUUCCUUGAAUAAUGAACAAUUCAUGACUGCAAUGCAGGAGAAACAAGAGGUGAACAAAUUACAUCUUAUAACAUUAAAUUGUUUAGGUUGUUUGUGUAAGGUGUUUGCUAUUUGUCAUCCACCUGUAUAUGGCAUUUCAAAAUGGUGCUAAUGUCAUAGUCUGACCUGCUUUCAUCAGACAUUUAUUAUCAUAUGAGCUUGAUCGUGUGUGACACCUUGGCCUUGAAAGUUGAGUGUGCACAUUGUAUUUCAUUUUGAAAUAUCCACUCUCAUUUAUCUCUAACCAAAUACACUGGGCUGUUAUUACUCGCUGCUUUUGUAUGAAGGCUACAGUAUAACUCGUAUUAUGUGACUGUAAUAACAUGUGUUGCUUUUCUCCCCUCUCAGUAUCCAAUAUUUGUCUUUGGGCUGUAAAUAAAUGCUGAACUGUAGAUUUAAAAUUCAGAUUUUCUUAUAUCUUAUAGGGGAUGGACUCCAUUAAAUAUGCUGGAUGUGUAUUGUACGUAUGGACAGAAUGGAAUUUGUGUGGUUGGUAUCAUGAGCCGUAGUAUGUGCACUUUAUAAUGUUAUUUAUUUAAACAUAGAUUAUACACCUAAUUCUGUUGAAAAGGCUUGUGUGGUCAGAUAUACCCAUAUUUCCUUCCUACUUCUGUUUCACCCUGCUUUCUCCAGAUGUUGAUAUAGAAAAUACAUUUAUACUUUAUAACAAACCAACACAGUUUAUGUCUUAUCAGCUAAGUGUAUUAUUUUAGUUUGUUGUUGCAUGUCUCUAUGUGUUUUAUCAGCCUUUUAAAGUUUGAACUAGACACACAGAGAAAUAACUUUUUUAAACUUUUUUUUUCAUUCUAGCUGUAUAUUCAUUAUAUACAGUAUAUAUAUAUAUAUAUUGUAGAUGCUUUUUCCACAAAACAAAAUACCUUCUGUGAAGGUUUCACUAACUGAAAGUAAUACACUACCUACCUAAUGUUGCCUAAGUUGAUAAAAUGUUGUUAGAACUACAUUUAUGUGGUUUUCAUUAUAAAUGUUACAUUAAUUGUUGAACACAGAGUGCUAGUAAAAGAAGUUGUCCUCACCGAAUGUUAACAAUUUCAAGUUCAGCAUGUAUUUGUGAAGUGUGUACACAUCCAUUAAACUGAAAUUGUGUCUUAAA
Molecule: messenger RNA, 4172 nt
Organism: Sebastes umbrosus (honeycomb rockfish)
Lineage: Eukaryota; Metazoa; Chordata; Actinopteri; Perciformes; Sebastidae
Gene: mylk4a
Product: myosin light chain kinase family, member 4a
Exons: 15
Coding region: 346-2796 (816 amino acids)
Biological process (GO): protein phosphorylation; positive regulation of apoptotic process; intracellular signal transduction
Cellular component (GO): nucleus; cytoplasm
Molecular function (GO): ATP binding; protein serine/threonine kinase activity
Source: RefSeq, a predicted model, not a curated record